AUGUAUGUUACAAGGCGUUUAUCGGAAUACCAAAGAAACAGAUCGGAACCGGCACCGGAAGGUCCAAACUCCGGCGUACUUAUAAUUCAAGAUGAAGAAUCAAAACCAACUUGUUGCUUCGGAUCUUGCUACGAGCCUGGACUCAAAGGCUUACCUUUUCCACAGAACGCGAAGCUAACUGUGAAUUACAGCAUCACAGUUAAUAACGUGACCAUAGCUUAUCGUGAUCCGGUCGUUUUCAUACCUGUUCUUGAUCAACCCUUGUCUUCAAACCGUUACUACGCCAUUAAACGAAGCGGGAAACACUCAGGAGAGGCUUCGGCUAAUGCGAAAGAAGAAGACAGAGUCCCCUGUUGCUUUUGUUUCAGUUAUGUUCCUGAAGCUAAGCCACAACAUGCAGAUCCUUAUGACAUAUAUCAACAAUUCGAGAUCCAUCAACCGAAAUCAUUGUCUCGAAAUUACUAUGCAACAUCCGUUGCUCCUGAUGGUGUACCACCAGAGUUUCUCAAGAGAAAGUAUUGGACCGUUGAGUAUUCGACAUCCGAAGACUUUGGUUUGGCAGAUGAUGCAAAAGGGAUUAACACUAAGCUUCGUUCCGAGUUUCCUAAUGAUCUGAGCACAAGCAUUGUGGUAGGAAGAUGGUAUGUUCCUUUCAUAUUCGUGAAUGAAAGAGAUGCAAAGGAUCAGCUUAAGAGCUCAACUUAUUACAGCAUGACUCUUCACCAAAGAUGGGAAGAGGUUUACUCUUGCGAAAAUGCUUACAACGAAAACCGCGAGGUUGAAGUUAAUGUUGUAGUGGAAACAGAAGUUGUGAAGCUUGAGGGACAAGAGAUUGGAAAGAAGACAAGAAGUGAGGAUGAAAAUGGGGUUGUUUGGUUUGAAGUUGCAGACAAGAGGCUAGGUUUGAGAUCUGUGGUCACAGAGAGGAUGAAAUGGGAAGAGGAGAGAUUCGGGUGGAAGAACGAUUCGCAUAGAGCGAUUGUUAAAAAAUCUGAGAGAUUCAGUGGAGGCGGUUCGAAUUGGAAGAGUUACAGAUGUUAUGUCUUGGUGGAGAGCUUUGUGUUGCAGAGAAUGGAUGAGAGUUUAGUGUUGACAAAUGAGUUUAAGCAUGUGGAUAAGUUGAGGAGCAAGUGGGAAUCAUGA
Arabis nemorensis is the source of this 1143-nucleotide messenger RNA. The record is from the annotation of a GenBank genome assembly. Lineage: Eukaryota; Viridiplantae; Streptophyta; Magnoliopsida; Brassicales; Brassicaceae.